Messenger RNA from Trypanosoma brucei brucei TREU927, 2640 nucleotides. RefSeq lists its product as hypothetical. NCBI's taxonomy places the organism in Eukaryota, Euglenozoa, Kinetoplastea, Trypanosomatida, Trypanosomatidae. The transcript has a single exon. Gene Ontology annotation, molecular function: protein binding. The record is from RefSeq and is a predicted model, not a curated record. Bases 1 to 2640 code for a protein of 879 amino acids.
AUGCUGUUUGUGACGCCGACGGGCGAGUCCCGAUUCGCCGGCGAUGAAGGCCUCUACGCUGCGAUUAGAGCAGCACAACUUGCGCGAGCACUACACGGCGCUACAAUUAGGGCUCAUGUUUCUAGCAACCAGCCCAUCAACCCUAAUAGCAUCCCGCUCGCACUUCCGCCUGCAAAGUGGGUUAUACCAUCCACUGCUGAGCGCGCAAUGCGGGAGGUGCUUUCCUCCAUCAGCGGUGCUGACGCUGCUGCCGUUGCGGGUUACGGCCUUCAGGUGCCGGUUGCUUUGCCAGAUGAAGGUCAGCUGGAGGCGCUGCGGGUGGUUUUGCCCUAUAUACAUCACCUUAAGCCACACCCCGUCAUGACCUUUGAUGAUGUACAAAGACUUGAGCGACUCAUGACUCUUUACAACUCCAAUGUUACUUGUCUUAACCUAGGUGACGGGGCCGUCAUGCCACACAACCAUGCCGAGGCUCCACCAUCGACAGUGGUGGCGAAGAUAAAUGAGUUAAUGCAACGAUUCCCACUCCCGGCGCCGAAACCUGCUAAGGGUAGUGAUGAUGGCACAGAGGAUACAGAGGAAGAAGAAAUGGAAGACGAAACUGAUUACUCCAUCAAUGAGGAGCUGAUGGCUUGGUGCCAAAGUCAGGAGGUGCAAUACACAACCUACGACGACGCAAUCCGCCAGCGGGCCGCGUAUGAACUAGACGCGUUUCGCAACAUAUGUAAAAUACUCAUGAAUGACACAAAGAUUCGGGUGCUGCUGCUUGACCACAAUCAACUGUGCGCACCCAACGAGGACGAACGUGUCUCUCUCGUUCCGUUGCGUAUGCUGGCGAAGGUUAUCGACGCCAAUGAAACCAUUAAAGUACUGGACCUUAGCAGUAACAUGUUGGGGCCGUUUGGAUUUGGUGUAAUCGCCAAAGCUCUCACGAAAAACAUUUCCAUCGUAGCGCUGGACCUUUCUGAUAAUCAGUUGGGGACCCCUUCACCAGACACCGAUGAGGACCCGGAGCAUCAGCCUGAUGAUCCCGUCUUUGGUGAAGAAUACAGCGGUUUGGAGGCGAUCAGUGAGGUGCUUAAGAAGAACAAAUUUUUGCGCUGCUUGAGGCUAGCUCACAACGAUAUCCACAGUGGUGGGGAAGGUGAGGAAGCGCCACCUGUCGAAGUGAAUGAGCUAGACCCUGAAAAUGACGCAACCACUGUAGACGUUGAGAGCUGGCAAGACUUGCCGCUUUGGCACCUUAUGGGCCCACUCCGGCAUUACCACAGGUUACGUGUGUUGGAUCUUUCAGGUAACCUGUUAGGCCCUGUAGGGGCUCAUAUGGUCGCCACAGCACUUGCCGAAAACCAUUCCGUUGAGGUCCUCGACCUUACGGAUAACGGCAUAGGCUUUCAUGGCCUGCACUACAUUUCGAAGGUGCUGCUGUCGUCUCAAAAAACUGUCCUUAACACGCUUAUAUUACGUCGGAACCAACUCGCUGGGAAGAAAACAAGCAAGGCCCAACAAAAAAUGGCUCUAGCGGCUAUGCAAGCGACGGCUGCAGCGUUGAGGGAAAAUGGCAGGCUGCGCCGGUUGUCAGUUGCCGGGAAUUACCUAGGAACAACCUUAGCUUCUGCCCUGUUGAGUACCAUUGCAACUGUAUCCUCGCUGGAGGAACUAGAUCUUGAGAGCAAUGACAUUUGUGGGGACGUUGCGGCACCGCAUGAUACGACAGCGUUGGGAUUUGUUGCUGCCGCGCUCUAUAGUACUGCCAUGUGUAACAGGCGUCCCACACUACGCGUUCUGAAUCUUGCUAACAACAACAUCCGAUCAUCGGGUCUGAAUGUCUUGUUUCCAUCCGCUGCGUCGAUGCCAAUAUCACUUGUUGAUGUGAAUCUCUCACGCAACAAUAUCGAUAAUGCUGUUGACGCUCUAACCCACCUAAUGAUUAGUUCACCCGUAUUACAGCGGCUUACUUUGGCGCACAAUGCCAUUACAGACGCCUCUGUGGUAGUUCCUGGUGUCUCAAGCAACACAUAUUUGGCGGAGUUAGAUCUUUCCCACAACUUGUUGGGUUCGCGCAAACCUCAGUACUGCGAGGACCCGCAGGCGCAGAUGAAAAAUGUGGAAAGACUGGUGGACGUCUUCAACAAUCAUCCUUCGCUUGAAGAUGUCAAUCUGAGCUUUAAUGACUUUGAGGAUGUGCAUGGGCCAAUUCUCGCAAGGCUCUGCGAGGACCACGGAAGCAAGGGGAAAUUGCGUCGCAUAAACUUGUGCGGAAAUCACGAGAUCAAGCAGUGUGAUAUCAACAACAUGGUGCGGGCACUGCCCCAAAAAAGUGGAAUUGAGGUAUUUUACAUAUCCUCUACAUACCCGGCCACCACCACGAGUGGUGGCGUCAUAUUUCCUGUGGGUCGUGAUGCGGCACUGGAUGCGCCAACUGACCGCCAGCAGCAGCAGAUUCCACUUCUGAAAUUAAUGCAUGAGACGGUACAUCAGUGUCCUUCACUGCUUGAUAUUAACUGCGACCUGCAGCGGUCAGCCAUGAAGAGUGAGGAAAGUGCUGAUGGGGAUGCCGGCGCGGAUGUGGGUGGAAGGACCGUGGAGGAAAUAAAGCAGUGCCUGCUGUUGAACGCACUGAUGGCUCCUCAGGUUUAA